This is a messenger RNA of Esox lucius (northern pike), 2510 nucleotides long. It is a transcript of the gene fnta, whose product is annotated as farnesyltransferase, CAAX box, alpha. The record is from RefSeq and is a predicted model, not a curated record. The coding region runs from base 24 to 1226 and encodes 400 amino acids. The transcript has 9 exons. Gene Ontology annotation, molecular function: CAAX-protein geranylgeranyltransferase activity; protein farnesyltransferase activity. Gene Ontology annotation, biological process: protein farnesylation; protein geranylgeranylation. Lineage: Eukaryota; Metazoa; Chordata; Actinopteri; Esociformes; Esocidae. Gene Ontology annotation, cellular component: CAAX-protein geranylgeranyltransferase complex; cytoplasm; protein farnesyltransferase complex.
AAGUGUUGCACAAAUCAGAGGAAAUGACGUACAUGAAGCUAACAACACAGACAUCGGAGGUGGCGAAUAACACAAUUCUUCCGCAGCCAACCACAAGACCAGCUUAUUACAGAAUGUCAGGUAUUGAAGAAACUUCAAACGUGUCCUCAGAAUUUCAGGAUGAGAACCGGACUGCGGAAGAUGUCGAAGAGGAACCCCCGACUGACUACGAAGACCCGUACCAUUAUGUGUUUUACAGAGACAGGAAAGAAUGGGCUGAUUUAGAGCCUGUCCCGCAAGACGAUGGUCCCAAUCCUGUUGUGAAGAUUGCCUACUCUGACAAGUUCACGGAUGUCUACGACUAUUUCCGUGCGUUACUAAAAAAUGAUGAAAAGAGUGAGCGGGCAUUCGCAUUGACAGCUGAAGCCAUCGAGCUGAAUGCCGCAAAUUACACUGUAUGGCACUACCGACGAGUGUUACUGCAGGCCCUAGGAAAAGACUUGAGGGAGGAAAUGAGGUACAUCACAGCCAUUAUCGAAGACCAACCCAAAAACUACCAAGUCUGGCACCAUAGACGUAUGGUGGUGGAAUGGCUGAAUGACCCAUCAGAAGAGCUGGAGUUCAUUGCCGAGAUCUUGAGUCAAGACGCUAAGAACUACCAUGCCUGGCAGCACAGACAGUGGGUGAUCCAGGAAUACAAGCUGUGGGACCAUGAGUUGGAGUAUGUGGAGCAGUUGUUGGAGGACGAUGUAAGGAACAACUCCGCCUGGAACCAGAGGCACUAUGUCAUCUCCCACACGACAGGCUACUCGGACCCGGAAAUACUCGCUAGAGAAGUGCAGUACAGUCUGAAACAGAUCAGGAAGGCUCCCCACAAUGAAAGUGUGUGGAACUAUUUGAAAGGGAUUCUGCAGGACCGGGGCCUCUCAUCCCACCCAGGUCUCCUGGAGCAGAUCCUGGAGCUCAAGGAGACCCACUGCUCACCCUAUCUGCUGGGUUUCCUGGUAGACAGCUACGAGGACUCCCUGGAGAACUCCUCGGUAGACCAGGAGGAGGUCCUCAGCAAGGCCCUGGAGCUCUGUGAGCUCCUGGCCCUGGAGAAGGACACCAUCCGGAGGGAGUACUGGAGCUACGUGGGCCGGUCCCUGCAGGCCAAAUACAGCCCCAGCUCCACCAGUAGUGCCCCGGGAACCGACCGGGCGUCUGCCCCUGGCUCCGUUUACCAGGACACCACCUGCAGCAGCUGAGAAGGAAAAAUGUCUGCAAAAACAGCCUUAUGGGAGUUGAGUGAGCAAUCGCUUUCAUCCAGCCUGAGUUAGUUUGGUAAUAGCACAGCAUUACCACAUUGGUAAAGUAUGAAAAAAAGAAUUAAAAAAGCAACAAAAGAAACGAUCUUAGCUUACUGUAACGAUGGGAAUCUUGCUCUAGAUAAGUGUCGCGACUCAGGGUCAGACCUUCACCUGGAUUUCAAGAUAUGGAUGCCUGUUUAUGUUGUGUUGUAUUAUCGUUGGUAGCCAUCGGUGAGCUAGGUUGGGUGUUAAUGGGGUGAGAGUGGUAGCACGAGUGUUAUUACCUUCAGUGUUGGCUAUCUGAUCAUACUGUAUCUAAAGGAACGAUGUUUGCUUUGGAUAUCUUCUGCCGCACAGUACACAGGGACAUUUGUAUGGAGCACUGUAGCUAAGAAGACUUGUUGCUUCUUCUUGCCUAUAAGCCGUUAACAAAUCUCUGUGUAGAUUUACAUUGCUGUCAUUGCCAAAACACUGUAUAACCGAACUCAGCACUGCUGUAGGCUACAGAGUCUUUUGUAUGCUAGGACUAAUUAUAUAAUGAUAGUAAACAAGGAAGUGUUGCUUGUGUCUAUUUUCUCUCAGUCCUAACACACAUACUUAAACACUUUUUUUCCUCAUCUCUCCCAGUUUUAUUUAUUGUUCACUGUAUUUUAUCGUAAUGGCCUGUGUUUGGAGUUCAGGCAGUAUGUCUCAUUUGGAUUCGCUCCUCCUAACGAGCGAGCGAAUGACUAAAAUGUCCCCACUGAUCUACUAUUUCACCGUAUGCACCGUAUGCAUGAUCCAUUCACAAUGGCUUCCACAAAUGUAUUCAGGCCCCAUACUGGUAAACUGUUAUUUAUUUAACUUUGUCUAAGCUGUCAUAUCUAAGAGGUUAGGAUGGUAAAAGGCAUAUCAUAAAUCACAGGCUUAAAGAGUCUAAUUACAUGGAGAGGCUGGUGGGGGUGUAUAGCUUCCGGGGCUUUCUAGUUGAUUGAUUCCCAAGCCAUUGCAUCAAAAGCUCUAAAAUACUGUUGCAUCAGGAUAUUAACUCACACUUGGCCAACAGUGAUUUUGUUGUUAGAUUAUCUCUGUUUCAUACUUCGACCUAGGAGCUCCAAACAUUGGUGUUUAGCUGUAUUUUCUAGUCAAACGUGAAACAAUAAAGAAGUCUAGAUUUGAAAAUGGACUGUUUCACCAGGCUAUCUCAGGAAGAUCAAGUCAUGACAAGAAAUAAAGGAUUUGCCUCUGAAAUGGUUAACUGCA